Messenger RNA from Seminavis robusta, 2136 nucleotides. The record is from the annotation of a GenBank genome assembly. Lineage: Eukaryota; Bacillariophyta; Bacillariophyceae; Naviculales; Naviculaceae.
CUCGACUCCAAAAAUUUGCCUUGAAAGGUCAGAGGUUUGCUUCCAGUUCUUCAAAACCUGGCAAGUUGUGGUCCUGGAAGAAUCUUCCAUCAGAGACUGUGGAGCCUGAUACUGUGCAUGGGCGGCUAGUUGGUUGGGCUAGAAUCUGGGGUUGUGAAGGAACAAAGACAUGAUGAAGCAGUGAAACUUGGUUUCGUCAAGGAUGCGUCAUUUUCCGAGAACCACAAAUCGAUUGAUAGGAGCAACGCUGCUGUUUUGGGUCAGUCUGAAUGGGUAUCUUCUCUUGAAUCAAGCACAAGAGCAAACGGGCCAAGAUUCCUGUACAAUUUGUCAGGAUGGAUCUUUCCCAACCAAUCCAGAAGGCAUUGUUACCGUGGAUAGUGCUACCACAGUACUGGACUGGAAAUGUGGAGAUCUUUAUGAGGUUCUACUGCUGUUGAGUGUUCCAGCGGAUGGAGAACAAUGCACAUCACUGCAAUUUAGCGGAUUUGUGGAAUGUGGCUGUCCCAGCUUUGACAAUGAGGAAUAUUGCGCACUUUGUCCAGCUAGGUUUCACAAUAUUCCUGCUCCCGAAACAGCCAUCCCUGGCUAUGAUGGUGUCACAUGCGGCCAUAUUUUGUACGCCCCGAAAAACAACGAGAAAGCAAUUAUUCCAUGCGAUCAAUUGGAUCGGUACACGCGGCUAUGCAAUUGCCCUGAUGAGUGCUCGCUCUGUCGAUACAGUGAUGAAUAUCCCACUCAUCUCAAUCGAAGCAUCCCGUACCUCACCGAAGGCAACAAUCAUUAUGCAUGUGGUGACCUAGAGGCAGCAGCCAGGCUUCUUCCCAAAGAUGAGGGUUGCGAAGCCUUAUUACAGCCCCCAGUUGCAGUCGAUGUUCAAGGGUAUUGUGGAUGUCCCAAGACGGGUCCAAUCAACACGUGCUCUCUUUGCCCUCAUCCGAAUCAGACCAUUCAAUUCCCCGAUCUCGUGGUUCCCAACGUGGGAGGGCUCAACUGUAUCGAGCUAGAGGAAUAUCUAUCAUAUGUUACAGAUACGAAUGCGUGCAAUGUGAUUGCCGCCAAAGCCGAAGCAUGUUGUACUACUCUGGAACCAUGUCCAAUCUGCGCGGACGGAGGCAACGGUUUGGGUGCGGCCAAAGUCUACAAACCGUAUGGGCUGGGGUGUGAUUUGAUCGGACAAGCAUCUCACUAUGGCUACCCCGACUUGCCUUGUGCUGUCGCUCAGGAACGGUUCCCCUUCUUUUGUCGUUGUGUCGAUGUGCUGCCGACAUGUACCAUAUGCAAGUUGAAUCUGGUCCCUCCCUUCCCGAACCGCUUCAUUCCACUCCUGAACAUGACUUGUGGUGAAGCCAAUGACUUCGUUUCUCUCCGGACUGAAGCUGAAUGCCCCGCAGCCCUAACAGCGUUCUCGGUGGAUGUGGCUGCGUUCUGUGGCUGCAGCGAAGAUACUUCUCUCAGGGGCCGAUGUGCAUUUUGUCCUCCUGGAGAAGCUUUCAUUGUAGACUACAUCGAGCAAGGGGGGCUCACUGAAACCACUAUCUUUGGUCAACCUCAUACUCAUGAAACUUGGUGUCAAGAGCUGGAAAACCUUGCACUGUAUGUGGUAAAGACAGACCUGUGUCUUGCGGUCCAGGAAUCUGGCCGCGAGUGUUGCCGACCAUUGAUUACAGAUGCUCCCACGUUUGCAUCGACGUUCCAACCCACUGUUUUCUUUCUUGACGACAAGAAUGGAACACUAGAUGGUGGCAACAACUCUUCAGAUGAUCUGAACAACAACAAUACCAUUGCGCCUACUAUCCCAGUAGAGGAAGAAAGCGGAGGAAGCACCCCUAUGCCCAAAGAUAUUUGGUGGUGCUGGGUUUUGAUUUCGGUUGGGUGCCACAUUCUACUUUGACAAGCAACGAGCGUUUCUACCAGGUACUAGAUAGUUGGUUGCAAAACGUUCUUUGUUGACUUGUACUUCGAUCAAUCACGGGGUAUCGGGAGCUUGAAAAGGUUCAAGCAAGUUGGAUGGAAAGAUGAAUGAAUGAUUGGAACAGAAGUAUUAGUAAUAUGGAUGCGUCUGCUUAGAUUUUGGCUGGGUUUCUAGCUAGUAACACCAUCGUUUUUAACAAGUGCUACUACAAAGAUCUCCAG